AUGGAGCCGCGCGCGCUGCGGCCCCCGAGGCUGCCCGGGCUGCUGGCGGCGCUGGCGCUGCUGCUGGCGGCGCCGGGGCCCCGCGCCUCGGCCGCGCGGGGCCCGGAGCUGUGGCCUCUGCCGCUGUCGGUGCAGGCGGCCCCGCGCGUGCUGCACCUCUCCCCCGACGCCUUCCACAUCGCCAACGACCCCGCGUCCAAGGCGGGCGCGUCCUGCACCCUCCUGCAGGAGGCCUUCCGCCGGUAUCAAAACUAUAUCUUUGGAGACCGCGUGUUGAAUCAUCUCCCCGCUAAAUCUCGCGUUAAAGCGGACAUACAGCAACUUCUCGUCUCCGUUGUCCUUGACUCAGAAUGUGAAAUGUAUCCCAGUAUCACUUCAGAUGAGUCCUAUUCUUUAGUUGUAAAAGAACCAGUGGCUUUCCUCAAGGCCAACAGAGUCUGGGGAGUAUUACGAGGUUUGGAGACCUUUAGCCAGUUAGUAUAUCAAGAUACUUAUGGGACUUUCACUGUCAAUGAAUCCACCAUUACUGAUUCUCCAAGGUUUCCUCAUAGAGGAAUUUUAAUUGAUACAGCCAGACACUUUCUGCCAGUUAAGAGUAUUCUUAAAACUCUGGACGCCAUGGCUUUUAAUAAGUUUAAUGUUCUCCACUGGCACAUAGUUGAUGACCAGUCUUUCCCUUAUCAAAGCACCACUUUUCCAGAGUUAAGCAACAAAGGAAGCUAUUCUAAGUCUCAUGUUUAUACACCAAAUGAGGUCCGUUCGGUGAUUGAAUAUGCCCGAUUACGGGGGAUUCGAGUCAUACCAGAAUUUGAUAGCCCCGGACAUACACAGUCUUGGGGAAAAGGUCAGGAAAAUCUCCUGACUCCAUGUUACGGUGGCCAUCAACCUGAAAUUUCUGGACCUAUAAACCCUACUUUGAACACAACUUACAGUUUCCUGUGUAAACUCUUCAAAGAAAUCAGUUGGGUGUUUCCAGACCAGUUCAUUCAUUUGGGAGGAGAUGAAGUGGAAUUUGAGUGCUGGGAGAGCAAUCCAGAUAUCCAGAAAUUCAUGAAGCAGAAAGGCUUCGGCACUGAUUUUAGAGAACUAGAAUCUUUCUAUAUGCAAAAGCUUUUGAAUAUUAUUUCAACUCUAAAGAAGGGAUCCAUAGUCUGGCAAGAGGUUUUUGAUAAUCAUGUAAAGCUUCAGCAAGGCACUAUAGUUCAAGUAUGGAAAGAGGAAAUGUAUACUGAUGAUCUGCGUGCAAUCACAGCAGCUGGCUUCCCUGUGAUCCUCUCUGCUCCGUGGUACUUGGACAGGAUCAGUUAUGGACAAGACUGGAGAGUAUACUAUGCAGUGGAACCUCUUGAUUUUAGUGGUACUCAGGAACAGAAACAACUUGUCCUUGGUGGAGAAGCUUGUCUGUGGGGAGAAUAUGUGGAUUCAACUAACCUCUCUCCGAGAUUAUGGCCUCGGGCAAGUGCUAUUGGUGAGAGACUCUGGAGUGGGAAAGAGGUCAGAAGUUUAGAUGAUGCCUACAAAAGACUAUCAGCUCACCGCUGCAGAAUGGUCCGACGCGGAAUAGCUGCAGAACCUCUUUUUACUGGAUAUUGUGACAAUGUGUUGAAAUGA
Molecule: messenger RNA, 1611 nt
Organism: Pipistrellus nathusii (Nathusius's pipistrelle)
Lineage: Eukaryota; Metazoa; Chordata; Mammalia; Chiroptera; Vespertilionidae
Source: the annotation of a GenBank genome assembly